GUCAAACGACGCCAGUUGAAGAGGAAUGCUGUCCCGUCCAUGUACCUUCCAAAUGAAAAGGAUCCUCUCGAGUGCACUCCUCAAAAGCGACCAAGGCUCCACGAAGAUGACACGCUUGACAUGAGUGUUAGUCCUGAGGCAAGCGCUCUGGUUCGAGAGGAGUCAGACCUUGGUGUGGAGCAGCUGCCCUCCCCUCCCUCACCAAGGCAGGCUGCUACUACAUCCAGUGAUUUUGUUGCCAAGACGUGCCAUUGCAGUGGCGAGAAAGUUGACCAAGUUGACCAGAGUGUUGGACCCGAUACCAAGUUUAGCUACAAUGUGGCAACUCAAACCCCGCCCAGCAGACUUUCCCCAUAUAGUAUUACUGACUUUCAGUGCAAGCCUGAAGAACUACGUGACCUUACAGGAAUAGAGUCCUAUGAUAAGUUUUUGCUUAUUUUUAACUCCCUUGGACCAAAUAUUGUUAGUGAGUUAAAGUACCGUAAAUUCAAUGUUAAAAAUCUAUCCUUAGAGGACCAAUUUUUCUUGACUCUUUGGAAAUUGAGGAAAGCUACUUCAGAUACAGAGUUAGGAAUGCAUUUUGGUAUCCAUCAUACAACAGCAUCUAAUAUAUUUAUCUCAUGGGUAACCUUUAUGGCCAACCAGUGGGGCAAAUUAGACCUUUGGCCCUCUAGGGACCUUAUUGACUAUUAUAUGCCUGAGGGCUUUAAGAGAACUUAUCCAAGUACUAGAGUUAUUGUAGAUGCAACUGAAAUUCCCAUAGAGAAACCCACUAAUCCAACUGCUCAACAAGCAACCUUUAGUACUUAUAAAAAUGGAAAUACCUUGAAGGUUUUAGUUGGUGCAAGCCCUUCUGGUUUGAUUUCUUUUGCUUCUGAGGCAUAUGGUGGAUCCACAAGUGACAGGCAAAUAGUUGAAAGAAGUGUGCUUCCAGAGUUGUGUUCUAGAGGUGAUUCUGUUAUGGCUGACCGUGGAAUAAAUGUGCAAGAUAUAUUUGCCCCUAAAGGAGUGGCGGUUAAUAUUCCUGCUUUCCUAAGGGGUAAGGAUCAUCUCACUGGUGCUGUUAUAAUGAAUGAUAGGAAGCUAGCUAGUAAACGAGUUCAUAUUGAGAGAUUGAUUGGUCUGAUUAAAAUUUAUCACAUUUUGAAAACCAAGUUAAAUCACCAUUAUGUGUCCCACGGGUCAAAUAUCUUUUUUGUUUGUUUUAUGCUAAGUAACUUUAGAGAAAACAUUGUUAGCCAAAAAGCCUAA
Frankliniella occidentalis (western flower thrips) is the source of this 1251-nucleotide messenger RNA. RefSeq lists its product as uncharacterized. The record is from RefSeq and is a predicted model, not a curated record. The transcript has a single exon. Bases 40 to 1251 code for a protein of 403 amino acids. NCBI's taxonomy places the organism in Eukaryota, Metazoa, Arthropoda, Insecta, Thysanoptera, Thripidae.